This is a messenger RNA of Colletotrichum siamense, 1737 nucleotides long. It is a transcript of the gene MTP7-0, whose product is annotated as Metal tolerance protein 7. Lineage: Eukaryota; Fungi; Ascomycota; Sordariomycetes; Glomerellales; Glomerellaceae. Bases 1 to 1737 code for a protein of 578 amino acids. Gene Ontology annotation, molecular function: monoatomic cation transmembrane transporter activity. The transcript has 6 exons. Gene Ontology annotation, biological process: transmembrane transport; monoatomic cation transport. Gene Ontology annotation, cellular component: membrane. The record is from RefSeq and is a predicted model, not a curated record.
AUGAGCUCGCCCCAGCAGCAACCUCAUGGCUCCGGCAGCCCUCGAGUGGGUUCCUUCAAGCGUCCUUCCGUCCUCAACCCCGACCACGACCCCUAUCCCUUGACCACAAGAGGCAGCGGUGCCUUGGUCACUCUCAUCAGGAACCGCUCCUCGGCCACUCUGCGCGAAUCUCUCAAGAGCCCGGCCUACCAUCAGCUGGGCCACGAUGAGGACGAUCACGAGGGCCAGUCGCUGCUGGGCUUCCUCCACAGGGACUCGGACGACGACCACCGCCGCUCCGCCGCCGAGGAGCGCCGACUGAGCGAGAUCAUCUUUGGCCCUCAGAUGAGGAGUAUGCGCCUUAUCGGAAACAGCAACCCGCGCUAUCAAUGGGAACGCUACUGGAAGACCGAGGCCGAGCUACAGGCCAUGUCAAAGCCUAUACGCGAAUAUUACGAGAGAAACAAUGACCUCAUUCGCAUGUACCUCUACAUCGACCAGCUUCUGGAUUCCUCAGUACCCCACGAUCUGCUCAACGAGUACCACCAAGCUCUGGACGCCUCAGCAUUUCGUCCGGUUGACGUGCCCCAAACCAUCACCGAAGAGUCGCCAACUCCUACCUCCCCUCCGUCGCGCGGUGGCCCCGGCUAUGGCAGCACUGCUUCAGUCCAAAACAGCAGCACGGAGCACAGCAGUUCGGCAAACAGCAUUCAGCAAAAGGUAAAACGCACGCCAAAGGACAUUUUUCGGCCCACCGAGUCCACCCCACUCCUAACGCUCAACGGCCACGACGAGGAGGAAGGUUUAGCCGAAGACGCAGACGCCCCCAAGCCCGAAAUUCCCUGGCUCGAGGAUGCCGAUGUCGACAGCAGUGAUCCUAUCGUCACUCUCGCCAUUUGGGUCAAUUUCAUUGCCAACGGUAUCUUGCUGUUGGGAAAGAUCAUUGUCGUCUUCUCCGUCCCUUCCGUCUCCGUUCUCGCCAGCUUGGUCGACGCCGUUCUUGAUUUCCUCAGCACCGCCAUCGUGUGGACCACGACCAGACUCAUUGCUGCCAGCCAAAAUGACCAGCACUCGUACCCUGUUGGUAGACGACGUCUCGAGCCUCUUGGCGUUCUGGUCUUCUCCAUCGUCAUGGUCACAUCGUUCUGCCAGGUCGCUCUUGAAGCCAUCCAACGCCUCAUGUCGCCUGAACACGAAAUCAUCCAAUUAGGCAUUCCGGCCAUCGCCAUCAUGGUCGGGACCGUCGUCAUCAAGGGCCUGUGCUGGCUCUGGUGCCGUGUGAUCAAGAACUCCAGCGUUCGAGCCCUGGCGGACGAUGCCAUGACCGAUGUCAUUUUCAACACUGGCUCCAUCCUUUUCCCCAUCGUCGGCUUCUAUGCCAAGAUAUGGUGGCUGGAUGCUCUCGGCGGUCUUUUGCUUUCCGCUGUCGUAAUUUUCAAUUGGAGCCAAACUUCAAUGCACCACGUUCGCAACCUGACGGGCUUCUCGGCCACUUCGGAUGAAAGAAACCUCUUGCUCUACCUUACCAUGCGCUUCGCAACGUCCAUCAGGCAGAUCCAAAACUUGCGCGCCUACCAUGCCGGCGACAAGCUCUUCGUCGAAGUUGACAUUGUCCUCUCGGCCAACAUGCCGCUCAAGGACAGCCACGAUCUCAGUGAGGUUUUGACCUACUUCCUGGAGUCGGUUCCCAUUGUUGACCGGGCUUUUGUGCACGUCGACUACGCCACGUACAACGUCGACACACAUAUCACGCAAUAA